This is a messenger RNA of Hemibagrus wyckioides, 2553 nucleotides long. Its product is annotated as extracellular calcium-sensing receptor-like. The record is from RefSeq and is a predicted model, not a curated record. Gene Ontology annotation, cellular component: membrane. Gene Ontology annotation, biological process: G protein-coupled receptor signaling pathway. Gene Ontology annotation, molecular function: G protein-coupled receptor activity. The transcript is spliced from 6 exons. The coding region runs from base 1 to 2553 and encodes 850 amino acids. NCBI's taxonomy places the organism in Eukaryota, Metazoa, Chordata, Actinopteri, Siluriformes, Bagridae.
AUGGAGUCCAUUUUUAUCCUAUUACAUAUGGUAAUGGCCAUUAUCAAUUUUACUAAAGGUAAUGGGACUACUUGUAUACUGCAAGGCGAACCUGCAUAUCCACAGUUAUGGAAGGAUGGGGAUAUCAUUGUUGGAGGACUUUUUCCCUUCCAUAGUAAUUGGGAGAUGACAGAUUUGACUUAUGUGGUCAUGCCACAAACAAUGAAGUGUAUUGGCCUUGAUUUCAGAGCCUUUCAGUAUUCACAGUCCUUGAUCUUUGCAAUAGAAGAGAUUAACAACAGUACCACUUUACUGCCUGGAAUCUCACUGGGGUACAAGAUAUUUGACACCUGUAGUUCAUCAACAAUGGGAGCGCGAGUUGCAAUGACACUUGUCAAUGGAAAUGAGAACUCAGUCAUGGAUGAGAUCUGCACAAAACCAGCACAGGUUCAGGCCAUAAUUGGCGAGACAUACUCUUCUGUGUCCAUGGCUAUAGCACAGAGUAUUGGACCUUUCAGCAUUCCCUUAAUCAGUCAUUAUUCCACCUGCGAGUGUCUCAGUGACAAGAGGAAAUAUCCCUCAUUUAUGCGCACUAUUCCUAGUGAUUAUUUCCAAAGCAGAGCACUUGCAGAGAUGGUCAAGCACUUUGGCUGGACCUGGGUGGGAGCAAUGAGAAGAGAUGAUGAUUAUGGAAACAGUGGAAUGGCUGCAUUUACUGAAGCUGCAGAACAGUUGGGUAUCUGCUUAGAAUAUUCCCUUCCAUAUUUUAGAACCUAUUCCCAAGAAAGAGUGCAAAGAAUCGUGGAGCAAAUCAAAAGCUCUACUUCUCGAGUAAUUAUUGGAUUCCUUGACAACUGGGACUUGGAGAGUUUACUGCCAAUAUUUUUUGAGCACAAUAUCACUGGAUUCCAGUGGGUCGGAACUGAAGCCUGGAUCUUUGAUUCAGAAUUGGCCACAAUGGAUCAACACCAUAUAUUGCAGGGAGCUAUAGGACUAGCUAUCCCUAAAUCAAAGGUGACGGGUCUGCAGGACUUCAUUUUAGACAUACAUCCACUGAAAUCUGUAGGCAGUGCCAUUUUUACUGAAUUCUGGGAGGCUUUGUUUGACUGUAAAUUUGCAGUGAAAAAUAAUUCACAGGACCUGCCUGCUUGCACUGGUAAUGAAAAGCUGUCUGAGGUGGAAAACACAUUUACUGAUAUGACCCUGAUGCCAAUAUUCAAUAAUGUGUAUAAAGGAGUGUAUGCAAUUGCUUAUACCUUACAUGAACUUCUUGGCUGCAAGCAAACAUGUCCUAUCAAUAAACAGCCUGAUCCUUUCACUUUUCUAGAACAGCUUAAGAGAGUGCAUUUCAAAACCAAAGAGGGUGAAGAUGUUUUUUUUGACAAAAAUGGUGACCCUGCAGCAAAGUAUGAGAUAAUAAACUGGCAUUUGAAUGAAGAGAAACAGCAUGAAUUUGUCACUGCUGGUCAUUAUGACUCCUCUCUAACUGGUCAUGACCAUUUAUUUGUAAAUAUGACCUCUAUUAUGUGGGCACAACAUACAAAUCAGGUGCCAAAAUCUGUGUGCAGUGAGAGCUGUCCUCCAGGAACAAGGAAAGCUGUACAGAAAGGAAAACCCAUCUGCUGCUUUGAUUGCAUACCAUGUGCUGAAGGAGAGAUCAGUAAUUUUACAGAUUCCAUUGAAUGUCAACAAUGCUAUCAAGAAUACUGGUCAAAUCCUCAGAGAGAUGAAUGUGUAAAGAAGGAAAUUGAAUAUUUGUCCUACGAAGAAACUAUGGGAAUUUUGCUAACAGCUGUUUCUAUUAUUGGUGCUUUUAUUACAAUGGUAAUAGCAAUCAUUUUUUUUAGACAUAAAAAUACACCAAUUGUCAAGGCCAACAACUCUGAGCUGAGCUUCCUGCUGCUCUUCUCUCUGACUCUGUGUUUCCUCUGUUCACUUACUUUCAUUGGUCAGCCUUCUGAGUGGUCCUGUAUGCUGCGUCACACAGCGUUUGGGAUCACCUUCGUCAUCUGCAUCUCCUGUGUACUGGGAAAAACAUUAGUGGUGUUAAUGGCCUUCAGGGCUACACUUCCAGGCAGUAAUGUCAUGAAAUGGUUUGGGCCUCCACAGCAGAGACUCAGUGUACUUGCUUUCACUCUCAUACAGGUUCUCAUUUGUGUGCUUUGGCUGACAAUAUCCCCUCCUUUUCCCUUUAAAAACUUAAAUAUCUACAAGGAAAAGAUCAUUCUGGAAUGUCAUUUAGGCUCAAACAUAGGUUUUUGGGCUGUGCUGGGCUAUAUAGGUUUUUUAGCUCUUUUAUGUUUUCUUUUGGCUUUUCUAGCUCGGAAAUUGCCUGAUAAUUUUAAUGAAGCUAAAUUCAUCACAUUCAGCAUGCUCAUAUUCUGUGCAGUUUGGCUCACUUUUAUCCCUGCUUAUGUCAGCUCUCCUGGAAAAUUUACUGUUGCUGUGGAGAUAUUUGCCAUUUUGGCAUCAAGCUUUGGCUUAUUAUUCUGUAUAUUCCUUCCAAAGUGUUAUAUAAUCAUACUGAAACCUGAGAAGAAUACUAAAAAGCAAAUGAUGGGCAAAGCUAUUUGA